AUGGUGUUCUGGGAGCCUGUGCAUCAAAUAUUGGAUAAGAUAAAAGAUGAACCAUACUUCAGGUGGCCCAAUAAGAUGGGUGGGGACCCCACGAAACGUAAUCAAAGUCUUCAUUGUCAGUAUCACCAAGACCGAGGACACAUUAUUGACGAGUGCAGGACUUUGUGUAAUCAUCUCGAGCAGCUAGUUAAGAUUGGGAAGUUAAAACAAUUCUUGUAUCAGCCUAGUGGAGAGGACAGUCAGACAGGGUCGAGAACUCAGAAAGAUGCUUCUUCAAGACCACAUUUGGGGACAAUCAGUGUUAUUCUUACUGCCCUAGGUAAGACUGAUUCCCAUCCAUCCAGGGUGAUGUUUAUAGAUCAGCCAUUUCUAGAGAUCUUGAUUCUUGACCCCAAAAGGAGUAGAAUGGAAGUCCAACCAACCUUGAGCUUUUCCGAUAAGGAUAAGGUGGGAACCCUACAACCGCAUGAUGAUGCUCUAGUGGUUAUUCUCAGGAUUGGAGGGUAUGAUGUGAAAAGGGUUUUAGUAGAUCAAGGUAGCGGUGCAGAGAUCAUGUACCCUGACCUAUUUAAGUGGCUGAAGUUGAGGCCUGAGGACCUGGCUUGA
Messenger RNA from Quercus robur (English oak), 606 nucleotides. RefSeq lists its product as uncharacterized. The record is from RefSeq and is a predicted model, not a curated record. NCBI's taxonomy places the organism in Eukaryota, Viridiplantae, Streptophyta, Magnoliopsida, Fagales, Fagaceae. Bases 1 to 606 code for a protein of 201 amino acids. The transcript has a single exon.